AUGACGUUCUUCAUUGGAAUUGCCGCCUGUGGCGUAGCCGCUCUAUUCUUCGGCUCGAUGUUCGUUGCACUUCGGCGAAUUGAGACUGGAGAUGGUAUCUUUGCUCAAUGGGUUAUUUCUAUGGCAAUUCUAUGCGUGGGAUUUGCUGACUUCUGGUAUCGUGGAUUUCCCGGAUUCUAUCCGUUAGCGAUGCUUGGCGGUGCGUUAUGGACAAUGGGCAACACCACGGCAAUCCCUCUAAUCAAACGGAUCGGUUUGGGUCUGGGAAUUCUGUUGUGGAAUUCGUCGAAAUGUGUGGUUGGCUGGGUCACAGGACGGUGA
Molecule: messenger RNA, 321 nt
Organism: Cooperia oncophora
Lineage: Eukaryota; Metazoa; Nematoda; Chromadorea; Rhabditida; Trichostrongylidae
Source: the annotation of a GenBank genome assembly